UGAGAGGGGAGGAGGAGGAGAAGGAGGAAGAGGAGGCGCACGAACUGGCAGGGAUUCCUCGGCUCUCCUCAAAUUUUUUUCGAACCGCGGAUCUCCAGCUCGACUCCACCUGGAUAAGAUAUAUCCUGAUCAGCAUUACUUUUCCUCGCUGAGCGGAGCCGCUACUGAUUUCAGAGACACGAUGUGGAGGAGCGUAGCUGCACUCCUUCUGCUGGCCGUAGCUCUCUGUAAAGCAGAGGAGCUGCAGAGCAAGAGCAAAGUGUGCGCCAAUGUGUUCUGCGGCGCCGGCAGAGAGUGCACUGUCAACGAGAAAGGGGAGCCCAGCUGCCUCUGCAUUGAGAGUUGUAAGCCUCACAAGAGGUCAGUGUGUGGCAGCAAUGGUAAGACCUACAGGAACCACUGCGAGCUCCACAGAGAUGCUUGUCUCAGCGGCCUCAAGAUCCAAGUGGCUCAUGAUGGUCAUUGCCGUGAAAAGAAAACAGACCAAUCAGCUGCCAGCCCAGUGGUGUGCUACGCUGCUGACCGCAAUGAGCUGAGGGGUCGUGUUAUCCAGUGGCUGCAGACUGAGGUCGUCCCAGACGGCUGGUUUGCCAAGGGAUCCAACCUCUCUGAAGUCCUCCUCAAAUACUUCAAGUCAUACGACAACGGCGAUUCUCAGCUGGAUUCCUCUGAGCUGCUCAAAUUCAUCCAGCACAAUGAGUCGGUUGGAGAGCUGCAGUCCUACGCAGACCAGGAGAGCAACAAGCUGCUCAGGAGUCUUUGCGUCGACGCCCUCAUUGAGCUCUCUGAUGAGAACGCUGACUGGAAACUGAACUUUGAUGAGUUCCUCAACUGUGUGAAACCGGGUUUCAACCCACCAGAAAAAAAAUGUGCCCUGGAGGAUGAAACAUAUGAAGAUGGAGCAGAGACCCAGGUUGAGUGCAAUCGCUGUGUCUGCGCGUGCGGCAACUGGGUCUGCACUGCGAUGACCUGCGGGGACAAACAAGCAGCAAUGGGUGAGUCAGCAGAUACAGGAGCAGAGAUGACGGAGGAGGAGUGGAACCUCCGCGUGGCUGAGCUCAACAAACACCAGGAAACCGUUGAGAAGAUGAAAACAAGCAAAAAAGAGGUCUAAAUGAGGACACUUAAAAAAAUAAGAAGAGGAUGAGUGGUGUCAACCUUCUUUAAUACUUGAUUUCCAUCGUGGACAAGUUUUAUCAAGCUGAAUUUUUUUUCAUGUUUCCUGAUAUGUUAAUUAUUCUACAUUUUUACAGUGUUUUAAGUGUUUUCUUUGUUAGAUUCAAAGGCAUUCUGACUGGAAACGGAUGGCCUUUUGUUCAGUGCUGUUACUUUUGACUGUAUUACUGCGCCCCUACACUAGUCCCGGGGCUUUUUUUUACUACUAUCUUUAUAUGUUUUUUACAUUUACUAAAAUAGAAAGAAACUGUCACUGUUUUGUGAUAUAUACGUCAGUGCUUUUGAAGUUGGUAUGGUUAGGAACCUAAACUUGUUGAAAUGAGGAUUUAACCUGGUUUAACUUUUUUCAACAAGGUAAAACUACUUGCAAUUUGAGUUUUGUCACCAUAGAAAUACCACAAGAGGCCACCGUUACAACCAUUGCACUUCUUUUUUCUUCUGAUCUUCCGUUAGUUUUCCCCAAAGCAGAAGAUUGUUUGACUUUAUGCUUUAAGUCAUAGUUUUGCAGCAAAAAAAAAAAAAAAAGUUUGUUUCUGUGUACAGUGUGUUAUUGGCUUGUGUUGGUAACCCACCUUAUUACCAUGUGAUGCUUGGACGAGUUUCUUUUGUUUUGGUUCUUUAAACAUUUCCUUGACUGGCUUUUGUGAGACCAGCUGCACCUCGAGAAGACCGGAUCUGAGUGUUACAUGGUGAAAACAGAAACCAAAGCCUUGAUGAAGUGUUUUAAUGCAUGAUGUACAAAGUUAUCCGGGUAAAACGUUACUCCGGACCCAGCAACAACACUAUACCUGUAUUUUCAAAAUCACUAACCGAAGGACUAGCCUCAGCUGAAGUAGCAUAGGCGUUCUAGUUAUCCGGGUGCAAAUAAAAAGUGUGUGUGGUUGAGUGUUUGCGUGCAUGUUGUGAACCUGAAAGUUGUAGGUUUUAUUGUGUGUUCAUUUGUAUCUAAAUUGAGGUGUCGACCAAUACACAUCAGUGCCUUACACCUGCAAACAGUAUCAGCCUCUAAAGAGAAUGAGUGGGCACUGCUGAUGUUUAGCAGAAAACCAGUGCUUUGUAACCCUGUGUCUGAUAAAUAAUUGUGUGAAGGGUGCAUUAUUAGGUGUAAGCUACAUCUUUUUAUUCCACUACAAGUGCAGACUGUAAGGAAUGUAUACCAAUAAAGCCCUUACACCACA
Molecule: messenger RNA, 2354 nt
Organism: Girardinichthys multiradiatus
Lineage: Eukaryota; Metazoa; Chordata; Actinopteri; Cyprinodontiformes; Goodeidae
Product: follistatin-related protein 1-like
Exons: 11
Coding region: 182-1114 (310 amino acids)
Biological process (GO): cell differentiation; multicellular organism development; regulation of BMP signaling pathway
Molecular function (GO): protein binding; calcium ion binding
Source: RefSeq, a predicted model, not a curated record